Messenger RNA from Actinia tenebrosa (Australian red waratah sea anemone), 1148 nucleotides. RefSeq names its product A disintegrin and metalloproteinase with thrombospondin motifs 3-like. Gene Ontology annotation, molecular function: metalloendopeptidase activity. Gene Ontology annotation, biological process: proteolysis. The record is from RefSeq and is a predicted model, not a curated record. Gene Ontology annotation, cellular component: extracellular matrix; membrane. NCBI's taxonomy places the organism in Eukaryota, Metazoa, Cnidaria, Anthozoa, Actiniaria, Actiniidae.
AUUACGAUACACGUUGAUAAAUAUUAAACAAGGAUAUGCCGAGUCCUAGUUAAGGCACUCUCGCCUGGAAUCUCUUGGAGUUCAAUUCUACCUUAUUUUACUGGAUCAGCCAUUACAUAAUGGUUCAUCAAGACUUUAUUGUCUAUUUUAGCUUCGUAGUGUUUUUAUUAAUUACAAGCUUUCCUUUCUUGAAUACUGCGAAGGCCAAAUGGAAAGCACAGACGCCAAUACUCCAUCAAGAACACCUGCUUCGUAAUCUACCAGACUGUGAAAUAGGAUACCCAACAGAAACCAAUCAAGAUGGUCGGUACAUUCGACACGUGACUUCCCCGGACCAUCAAAGGCGCAAGCGCAGAAGUAUCGACAGAACAGACACACCUAUUUACUAUAACAUUACUUAUCGAGGAACAACUUAUAGUGCUAAGUUGCGACUAAAUGAGGAACUUUUGAGUUCGGGAUUUGUUGUUGAGACACACAAGAAAGGAGGAAGAGUAGAAAAGACAAGGCUCGUGGAUAACUGUUACCUGAUUGGAGAGACUUCAGUGUACAACCUUAGCGUUGCUUUGAGCGACUGCGAUGGUCUGUCUGGUGCCAUCGAUACUGGCGAUGAUGUACUUUUUAUUGAACCAAUCAUCAACGAGACUGCUGUCAAAUCCAAGCAUCAGGGAAAACCCCAUUUGUUGUACACCAAGUCGUCUUUACAAAAGAUCGACCAGGUGGCCUUUGACAUGAUGGGUGAUAAUUGGAAGCCAAACUAUGCCUCUGCUAAAUCAGCUAAAGGUUCCACGGAGAAGUUCAUCUUCCAAGCAGCGAGAUCAUUUAUUAGGAUAGUCAAUCAAGCAGAUCGUCCUGUGAAGAUUAUAUAUUUGGAUGGAAAAGAAGAGAAGUUGUUUGCUGUUCUUCAAGUAGAUGGCGAGCAAAGUAUCAACACGUUUACCAGUCAUCGAUGGCUGGCACGUGAUUCCAUCUCAGACAAAAAGCUGUUUAUUGAUGGGAAGAAACUAUACAUACCACGUGUGAACCUGGAGUACGACAGGAAAACUAUUUAUGUCACCAUACCAAGUAUGAUCCGAAAAUCGACAAUACAAAAAUAGGACUUCUGCAUGAAGGCGUCAUUUGACUCUCACUACCAAAACGAUUCACUUUUU